Molecule: messenger RNA, 1005 nt
Organism: Rangifer tarandus platyrhynchus (Svalbard reindeer)
Lineage: Eukaryota; Metazoa; Chordata; Mammalia; Artiodactyla; Cervidae
Source: the annotation of a GenBank genome assembly
AUGCCAGAGUCACUGGAAAAUAGCAUGCCUGGGGCCGAUAGAAAAGGUGGAGUAGAAAACAGGUCUGUGAAAAGAUCCCUGUCCUCCAGCAAACCACACCUGAAACCAGCUCUAGGCAUGAAUGGAGCCAAAGCCCGCAGCCAGAGCUGCAGUGCUCGCUCAGGGGAAGAGCCCCCCACGCCCCCCACAGAAGGGCUGGGCAAAGUCCGGACUCAGAUUAUCACCAACACCGCUGAGAGAGGCAGUUCCCUCACCCGGCAGAGCUCCUCCACCGAAGGCUCCCCCAGCAGGACUGCGUCUGGCCCUGGGUCUGAUGGGCUCCCCAGCUCUGGGCGGCCCCUGGGACACCCUUCCCCUAGGCAGGGUUCCUUGGGGAGCACAGGCAGCUCCAGCAGCCAGCACGGGAGCCCAAGCAAGUUGCCUUUGAGGAUCCCUCCAAAAUCCGAAGAGCCCCUCACCCCAGCUGGAACAGAAGAGCAGCAGGCCUACGCCCAGGGAGAAGGCCCCGGGGCGACUGUACCUGAGGGGCCAGGCAGUGACCACUGCAGGUGCCCACUCACCCCAACAGAUAGCUCAGGAGGCCCACAGAGUCUGGGGAGGACACCACAUCCCAGCAAUUUCACAGCAAGCAGGACCUCCAAGCUAGAAACUUCUGGAAGGUAUCCAGACGCUUCUGCAACCAGGGCCGGUGUCGUAAGCCCAGAAGCCCCCCUCUCACCCACAAUUGAAGAAAAGGUCAUGUUGUGCAUUCAGGAAAAUGUGGAAAAGGGCCAAGUGCAAACAAAGGCCACCUCUGUGGAAGCGAGGCCGAAGCCGGGGCCUUCUUUUGCCAGCUGGUUCGGUUUUCGGAGGAGCAGACUCCCGGCCCUCAGUAGCAGGAAGAUGGAUGUAUCCAAAACCAAAGCAGAAAAGAAAGAUGCAAAAGGUUUAGGGUUUGGGAAGGAUAUGGAGUCUGAGUCUCUCUUUGAUGCUUCUGAGAAGCCAGGAACUUACAUUGUGAAUUAG